This is a messenger RNA of Numida meleagris (helmeted guineafowl), 1182 nucleotides long. Its product is annotated as translation initiation factor IF-2-like. Bases 551 to 1099 code for a protein of 182 amino acids. The record is from RefSeq and is a predicted model, not a curated record. NCBI's taxonomy places the organism in Eukaryota, Metazoa, Chordata, Aves, Galliformes, Numididae. The transcript is spliced from 2 exons.
UUCACCAAACCCAUGGGAAAGUAAAAAAUACUGGACAGGUCCCUCACACAUGUGAGAGGCAGGGGAGAGCCGGGAGGAAGAGGCCCGAUCUGGACAAAGUCUGCUGACUUGUUUACUUGCUGCUAAUGAGUUAAUAGUUAAAACAUAACUCCACCAAGGGCAGAUGAGAAUUUACAAAAAAAGAGCCAGAUAUUGGUGUUACAUGGAGAAAAGGACAUGGAACUAGCAACGCUGCUUCACAACAUCUUAGAAUCCCAAGACAUGACAAAAACAGAGUAGGAUAAACAUGAAUUUUUACCGUUUAAAGCCAUAAAGACGUUACAGAUAACUCAAAAACUGUUUGCCACUACAAUAUUUUGGUUUUGCUCCAAUCUUGCUGGAUUGCAAACUGUAAGAAGUAAUUCAUGUUACUAAAUUCGUUUUCAAAGGUUGGCUACAAUCCCGAGCUGUUUACAGACUAUAUCUCCUGUUCUAAACUAAAUAAAAUAACAAAUAAGAUCGCGUUGUAGUUACAGUAGUCUCCUUAAUGCGAUUAAAUGAUUAACUUCAAAUGGGGCUAGGGGUGUUACGGCAUGGGAGGAGGAAAGGAAGGGUGAAGAAAGCAGGAACGAGACAUUUAGGAGAGGCAGAGAGCGGACUAAGCCUAGCGCAGCACCUGCCGUCCGCGCACUCAGGGGCCGGGAGCAGACGGCAGCGCAGAGCCGAGCAGCGAGUAGGGCAGCGCCGGGCUCCUGGGAGGGCGGCUCUAGUAAGGGGCAAGGCCGCGGCGGCCCUCACCCACAGCCGGCGGCGGCGGCCCGGGCCCGCGCGCACCCCCAGCGGCCUCGGCCCGGCACGAGGGGAUUUUCGCGGCCUCCCACCCCGCAGCGGCCCUCACACCGCCUCCUCGCGCCACCCCGCGCAGCCCGAGGGGCUCUGGGCAGCACCGCCCCGCCGUCUCCCGCAGGAAACCCGGAUGGGACCCGCCGCGUCUCGGCCGCGGCCUCGGCCCCCUCCCCCGGGCCUGCCGACACCGGACCGGGCGGCGACGCUCGAGUUCUCGGCGAGCCGCAGGCCUCGCGGGGUGAGCCGGCCCGGCGGCUCGCGAAAGGCUCCGUGAGCUUGAGAUAUCGCAGCUGUAGUGUUUGGAUGGUGGCAGUUCUCGAGGCAGAAAAUCCCCUGUGACGCAUGCUGCAGUAAGGC